Molecule: messenger RNA, 1850 nt
Organism: Danio rerio (zebrafish)
Lineage: Eukaryota; Metazoa; Chordata; Actinopteri; Cypriniformes; Danionidae
Source: RefSeq, a predicted model, not a curated record
UAUUUUGAAACCCCUGGAUUCAUUCUUUUUUACUCUCUCACUCUCGCUGUGGCUUCAACAUCACCUCAGAGGAGCUUAAUCUAGAUUAGCACUAGCAAGAAAUGUGUAGAUUUCACUGUUGAUCUGUUCAGCAUUAACAGCACCUAUGUUAAUUGUGUGUUGAUAUCUAAUAUUUAUGAAAAUGUCUAAUUUUAAUGAAUCUGCAUCUAACCUCACUCUGGGACUAAUUGAUCAAAAUACUCCAAUGAAGGCAUCUUUGAUUGUGACACCAAGUAUUGUUUUCCUUUAUGUCAACGGGGUCAUGAUCUUCACUUUAAGGAAAAAGGCUGUUUUUCAGGAGAUGUCUCGCUAUAUUCUGUUUGGUCACAUGCUUUGGGUCGAUACAUUGAGUCUCAUUUUUAGUCUUUCAGUGUAUAUAUGUGCUGUCUGUAGGUUUUUAAUAAUCAGAAACAUCUGUCUUCUUCUUCUCGUUUCUGCAAAAGCUCUCUUUCAUGUCUCUAUCUUAAAUCUGUCUUUAAUGUCACUGGAGAGAUAUGUGGCCAUCUGUUUUCCUCUCAGACAUGCAGAAUUCACCAGUUUUAAAAUUACUCACACAGCUAUCGUCGUUGUUUGGGUCUUGGGAUUGAUUCAGUGUUUGUCUGAAGUCAUUAUCUUCUAUUCUUUUGAUUCUGCAAACACAGUUCUGAAUUCAUUUUGCACAAGAAUUAUACUUUUCAGACUGCAGAUCUACAAGAGCAUUGACAUAGCUUUCACGUGUAUAUUUUUUGUGUUGGUGUCUUUUGUUAUAAUCUUUACCUAUGCCUCUAUAGCAGCUGUGGCUAAAACUGCUGCUUGUGAUAAACUGUCAGCCAAAAAAGCUAAUAAGACUGUUCUUCUGCAUCUAAUACAGCUGGGUCUUGGUGCAAUGUCCAUCUUAGUUGGAGUUGUCCAAGAAGCUAUUUAUCUGUCUACUAACUAUUUAACUGCAAUAAAUGUGAUGUAUUUUUGUUUUGUGGUGUUUAUAGUUUUCCCCAAGUGUCUAAGUCCUCUUAUUUAUGGUAUGCGAGAUCAGGCUUUUUGUUGUCUCUUUAAAUAUUACUUCACAUUCGGUAAAGGUAAAGUCAAACCAGUUUUAAUAGAGCUACAUGUGUAAUAGCAAUGGUUUAAACAUUUGCACUUUGUAUAGUGUUGUAUGUUGCCACUAUUUAUUAAAGUUGAAUCAGACAUACUCAACAAACUGAUGCAAACAAAUGUUUGUCUUUAUUAUUUUUAUUUAUGUAUUAUAUUAUAUCAUAUUAUAUUUCAAUAAAGAAUAACAGAGAUGAAUAUUUUUCCACAGAGAACAGUCCUCAGGAUCUAAAUCCUUCACAAACACAAGCCUUUUCCUUAAUAAGAAGUUAAUCUUUGGGGUCUUUUGACACUUAGCAUGAUCAAUAGACAUGACUGAUGGAUGUGACCCACUCGUAUUCAGACUUCAGUGAAUGUGUCAGCUGGGAACAUUUAGCAGAAUCCUCAUUCAUGCCAAAAAAAAUGUAAAACCGGCUUCUGAAGCUUCUGUGAGUACUUCGAUGGCAUGUUGGUGUCUAAUUAUUAUUCAUGCACUGAGUUUUCUUGUGAGAAGAUGCUGCUUCUCGAUUGUUGGUCAAGCUGUGAGACCGUAGUGUUGUCAGAAGUACCAACAACAGAAGUACCAAGUCUGUAUUGAAAUGUUGUUGUUGUUGUUGUUGUUGUUGUUGUUGUUUUUUGUUUUUGUUUUUUAAUGUAGUGAUCACAGCAUUUCCUGCUUGUAUGUUGUGCCUGAGUACUUUGGUGUUUUAAAAAUAGAUAUGUGCCAGUGUACAUUUUGAAAUAAAAAUAUAAAAAAUCUUGCA